AUGGAUUAUUUUAAGAAAGCUCUUUGGGGGCCUGAUGAGAAAGAACAACAUAGAAAGAUAAAGGCAAUUUUAAGAAAGAAUGGUAGAAGUGUAGAUAGGUCAUUAAAUGAACUGAGUCAGUUACAAGCCAAAUCGAAGCAAUUAAUUAAGAAAGCAGCCAAAAAAAACGAUAUAAAGACUGUAAAAUUAUAUGCUAAAGAAUUAUAUGGUAUUAAUAAACAAUACUCUAGGUUAUAUACGUCGAAGGCUCAAUUGGAAUCUGUUGGGAUGAAGAUAGAAGAAGCAUAUAAGAUGAAGACAUUGACCACACAAAUGGCAGAGAAUACAGAUUUAAUGAGAGAAGUUAAUUCAUUAGUACGAUUACCUCAAAUACGAAACACUAUGGUUGAAUUAGAGAAAGAAUUAAUGAAAUCGGGAAUCAUUACAGAGAUGAUCGACGACACGAUGGAAUCCUUGGAUGAAGAUGAAGAAUUGGACGAAGAAGUUAAUGAAGAAAUAAAUAAGAUUGUAGAACAAUACACAACUCAGAAAUUCGCAGCUAUUGAUGAACUUCCAACUGCUGCACCAAUAUUGCCAGAGCCCGUCGCUAAGGAAACCGAACAGGAGGUCUCCGAAGAGAAUAUCGAUGAAGAAGCAGACAGGAUGUUAAGUGAUAUGAAGGAGAGACUAAGAGCAUUACAAAGUUGA
This is a messenger RNA of Maudiozyma saulgeensis, 687 nucleotides long. The record is from the annotation of a GenBank genome assembly. Lineage: Eukaryota; Fungi; Ascomycota; Saccharomycetes; Saccharomycetales; Saccharomycetaceae.